Messenger RNA from Arabidopsis lyrata subsp. lyrata, 2487 nucleotides. RefSeq names its product proline-rich receptor-like protein kinase PERK1. The coding region runs from base 308 to 2260 and encodes 650 amino acids. The record is from RefSeq and is a predicted model, not a curated record. Gene Ontology annotation, molecular function: ATP binding; protein kinase activity. Lineage: Eukaryota; Viridiplantae; Streptophyta; Magnoliopsida; Brassicales; Brassicaceae. Gene Ontology annotation, biological process: protein phosphorylation. The transcript has 8 exons.
AAAACAUGUUUUUUAAAAGUUUUUUUUUUUUUGUUUCAAAUUGUUUCUAGUCCAAAAAAAACGACGCGGAUGUUUUGUUUUUGUGUAAUAAGAAGAAAGAACGUAAAAGAGAAAUGACGCGGACGAAUCGUGUUAGACCCAAAAAGAACAGCUUCUUCCAUUGUCCAAAUUCCUUACCAAAAAACUCUACUCUCGGUGGCACCAGAUCACUCCUCCUCUCUCUUCUCCUACCUUUUUCACAUUCUCUUCUUCUUCUCUUUCUCUCGUGAAAAAGAGAUUCUUUAUUCAUUAGAUCGAAGAAGCAAAAAUGUCCACAGCGCCGUCUCCAGGAACUACUCCAUCACCAUCUCCUCCCACAAACUCAACAACCACCACUCCUCCUCCAUCUUCCUCUCCUCCUCCCACCACAACUCCUUCUUCUCCUCCUCCGCCGCCGUCAACUAAUUCAACCUCUCCUCCUCCUUCUUCUCCUUUACCUCCUUCUCUUCCUCCUCCAUCUCCUCCUGGAUCUUCCACUCCUCCUCUUCCUCAACCAUCUCCCUCCGCUCCCAUCACUCCAUCUCCGCCCUCUCCCACCACUCCUGGAUCAAACCCUCGAAGCCCUCCAUCUCCAAACCAAGGACCACCAAACACUCCCUCAGGACCUACUCCUCGAACUCCAUCUAACGUUAAUCCUUCGCCGCCGUCUGAUUCUUCCGAUGGAUUAUCUACAGGAGUUGUGGUCGGAAUCGCCAUUGGAGGAGUUGUUGCGCUUGUUGUGUUGACUCUGAUUUGUCUUCUCUGUAAGAAGAAACGAAGAAGAAGACACGAUGAUGAAGCUGCUUACUAUGUUCCUCCUCCACCUCCUCCUCCUGGUCCCAAAGCUGGAGGACCUUACGGUGGACAACAACAGUAUUGGCAACAACAAAACGCAUCACGACCGUCAGAUAAUCACGUAGUGACGUCAUUGCCACCACCUAAACCUCCAUCUCCACCACGAAAACCUCCGCCGCCUCCUCCACCACCGGCAUUCAUGAGUAGCAGUGGCGGUUCUGACUAUUCGGAUCUUCCGGUUCUUCCUCCACCAUCUCCAGGGCUUGUGUUAGGCUUUUCUAAAAGCACUUUCACUUAUGAGGAGCUGUCAAGAGCUACUAAUGGCUUCUCUGAGGCUAAUUUGUUGGGACAAGGCGGGUUUGGUUAUGUGCAUAAAGGUAUAUUGCCUAGUGGGAAAGAAGUUGCUGUGAAACAGUUGAAAGCUGGAAGUGGUCAGGGAGAGAGAGAGUUUCAGGCUGAGGUUGAGAUCAUUAGCAGAGUUCAUCACAGGCAUUUGGUUUCUCUUAUUGGUUAUUGUAUGGCCGGUGUUCAAAGAUUGCUUGUCUAUGAGUUUGUCCCCAACAACAAUCUUGAGUUUCACCUCCAUGGGAAGGGACGGCCUACGAUGGAAUGGAGUACUAGAUUGAAGAUUGCUCUUGGAUCUGCUAAAGGACUUUCAUAUCUUCAUGAAGACUGCAAUCCGAAAAUCAUUCACCGUGAUAUUAAGGCGGCAAAUAUACUUGUAGAUUUCAAGUUUGAAGCUAAGGUUGCUGAUUUUGGUCUUGCCAAGAUUGCUUCUGAUACAAACACUCAUGUAUCUACACGCGUGAUGGGAACCUUUGGGUAUUUGGCUCCAGAAUAUGCUGCAAGCGGAAAGCUCACAGAAAAGUCUGACGUUUUCUCAUUUGGUGUUGUACUUUUGGAGCUUAUAACCGGGAGGCGCCCUGUUGAUGCAAACAAUGUCUAUGUAGAUGACAGCUUAGUUGACUGGGCACGACCCUUGCUUAACCGAGCAUCUGAGGAAGGAGAUUUUGAAGGUUUGGCUGAUCCAAAGAUGGGUAACGAGUAUGACAGAGAGGAAAUGGCUCGCAUGGUUGCUUGCGCUGCAGCUUGUGUUCGCCAUUCAGCUCGCCGCAGACCUCGCAUGAGCCAGAUAGUGCGCGCCUUAGAAGGAAAUGUAUCGCUCUCUGAUCUAAACGAAGGGAUGAGACCGGGUCACAGCAACGUCUACAGCUCAUAUGGAGGAAGCACAGACUAUGACACAAGCCAAUACAACGACGACAUGAAGAAGUUUAGGAAAAUGGCACUAGGAACUCAAGAAUACGGCACAACCGGCGAGUACAGUAAUCCAACAAGUGACUACGGACUGUACCCGUCUGGUUCGAGCAGCGAAGGUCAAGCCACACGAGAAAUGGAGAUGGGGAAGAUUAAAAAAACCGGUCAAGGUUAUAGUGGACCUUCUCUUUAAACCACAAGAGAUGAGAAAAUUGCAGGGGUUUUUGGAUUCUUUUUCUUAUUAACUGUAAAGAUUUGAGGAAAUUGCCUUAGUCUCUAAUUGAUCUACUACGAUAUAAUGAUUACAUUUAAAUUUGUUUUUCUUUGGGUUUCUUCUUUAGAUGUUGUGAUGUUUUUGAUUCUUGGUUGAAUAUUAUUCUUUCAUUCUUUUUUUCUUCUUCAUUAAGUACUUGUUUGUUA